This is a messenger RNA of Capsella rubella, 2102 nucleotides long. RefSeq names its product lipase-like PAD4. Gene Ontology annotation, biological process: lipid metabolic process. The record is from RefSeq and is a predicted model, not a curated record. The coding region runs from base 247 to 1872 and encodes 541 amino acids. Lineage: Eukaryota; Viridiplantae; Streptophyta; Magnoliopsida; Brassicales; Brassicaceae. The transcript has 2 exons.
CGUCGAAUUAGCUUCCUAGAAAUUACAUAGGAAAGAGCCACAAGAGUAUCAAGGUUGCAGAUAAAAAUAAAAUACUCUGUUUUUUCCCAGGAAAAUACUAUGUUUUUUCUUCGGAAUUCUAAAAAUAAACAAUCCGAUUGCUAAAACGUAAUCUUUCUGCAACUCUCGUUUAUAUGGGCAAUCCAAUCAUAGAAGAAUGUAGAUUCGAGUAAUCUUUCAGCAACUCUCGCUAUUAGCAAUCAAUACAUGGAAGAAUGUAGAUUCGAGUCGAGUGAGUUACAAGCAUCUCUUAUGGCGUCCACUCCGUUGCUCACCGAUUCUUGGAGUUUAUGCAACGCCGCCAACUGCGACGGCGGUUUAAAGAUCCAGGGCAUAGACAGAAUCACCUACGUUGCUGUGCCGGCGGUGCCGUUGACUCAGCUGGGGAAUCUUGUGGGUUUGGAUGUCUCCCCAGAUGGGCUUUUCCCCGGCUUAGCCUCUGAGGAGCCUCUUCCGCCUAUGCUUGACGCUUUCAUACUCAACCUCUUCCUUCAAUUAAAGAUGCAGAUUGAAGAAGGAUUGGUAGGAAAACAGCUGGUGGUGAUAACCGGCCAUUCAACCGGCGGCGCAUUAGCCGCUCUCACCGCACUUUGGCUUCUCUCUAAACCUUCUCCGCCGUCAUUCCGCCUCAUAUGCAUCACCUUUGGCUCUCCUCUAUUCGGAAACCAAUCUCUUUCCACCUCAAUCUCACGAUCACGUUUAGCGCACAACUUCUGCCACGUGGUCUCCAUCCACGACCACGUUCCUAGGAGCAGCAAUGAACAGUUAUGGCCCUUUGGAACCUAUCUUUUCUGUUCUGACAAUGGAGGUGUCUGUCUAGACAAUGUUGAUUCCGUUCGUAGGAUGUUUCAAGUGCUCAACGCCACGGGAACUCCACAUACCGAUGAACAUCAAAGGUACGGAUACUAUGUGUCAAUACUCUGUCACAUGUUUCUUGAAUCUAGAAGCUCUCUUGUUGGGAACAUACCUGACAAUAGCUAUGAAGCUGGAGUUGCGUUAGCCGUUGAAGCUCUAGGAUUCACUUGUGAUGACCAAACAGGUGUAUCAGUGAAGGAAUGUAUUGAAAGAGCUACAAGGAUUGGUCGAGAUCCGAUUCUGAGAUCGGCUGAGUUAGCUAAUGACCUUGCUUAUGUCUUGCCAGCAAGGUUAGAGAUUCAAUGGUACAAAGACCGUUGCGACGCAUCACAAGAGCAGCUAGGUUACUACGAUUUCUUCAAACGUUAUUCAUUGAAAAGAGACUAUAAGGUGAACAUGAGUCGCAUGAGGCUAGCUAAGUUUUGGGACAGAGUGUUUGAAAUGGUGGAGACCAAUGAAUUGCCUUUUGAUUUUCAUCUAGGGAAGAAAUGGAUUUACGCAUCUCAAUUUUAUCAACUCUUAGCUGAGCCACUCGACAUUGCGAAUUUCUACAAAAACAGAGAUAUAAAGAGUGGUGGACAUUACUUGGAUCAGGGGAAUAGACCCAAAAGGUAUGUGGUGAUUGAUAAAUGGUGGAAAAAAGGUGGAGAGCCUGAGGAGUGUGUGAGAAGCAGAUACACUAGCGCUACGCAAGAUACUUGCUUUUGGGCUAAGCUUGAGCAAGCAAAGGAGUGGUUGGAUGAGAUGACAAGAGAGAGUAGUGAUGCGCAGAGCAGAGACUUGUUAUGGAAAAACAUUCUCGAGUUCGAAAGUUAUGCGAAUAAAUUGAAGAAGAAAAAGGAGGUUUCUGUGGAUGUUUUGGCUAUUAACUCGAGUUACAAAGUGUGGGAGAGGAAUCUAGAAGAGUUUAAGUUGAAAAUGGGUUUUGGAAAUGGAAGCGAGAUGGUUGAUGGUGAGAGUGACGCUAUGGAGACUUAGUAGGAAUAAUAGCAUAUCUAAUGUUUGAUAGUGUUGGGGGGGAGCUAAUCGUUAUGAAAUUUACCAACCACCGUAAAAUUCCUCAAUCUGUAUCAUUGUUAUUCAUGUUUUGUUGCAAGACUUUUCUCAUUUUAUUUUAAUUUUUUUUUUUGUAAAACGACUUUUCUCAUUUAUGUUACCACUGUAAAACCAUCUUUAUCGUUAAAAUAAUGUUCAACAAGUUUUGUAAA